Messenger RNA from Urocitellus parryii (Arctic ground squirrel), 2292 nucleotides. The record is from RefSeq and is a predicted model, not a curated record. NCBI's taxonomy places the organism in Eukaryota, Metazoa, Chordata, Mammalia, Rodentia, Sciuridae.
CCGCAGCCGCCGCUGCAGCCGCCGCUGCCGUCUCCGCCGCCGCUGCCGCUUCCCGCGGCCUGGGCCUCCCGCCGCCAGUAUGCCACACGCCUUCAAGCCCGGAGACCUGGUGUUCGCCAAGAUGAAGGGCUACCCUCACUGGCCGGCCCGGAUUGAUGACAUUGCUGAUGGUGCUGUGAAGCCCCCACCCAACAAAUACCCCAUCUUCUUCUUUGGUACACACGAAACAGCUUUUCUGGGACCCAAGGACUUGUUCCCCUACGACAAAUGUAAAGAUAAGUACGGGAAACCCAACAAGAGGAAAGGCUUCAAUGAGGGGCUGUGGGAGAUUCAGAACAACCCCCACGCCAGCUACAGUGCUCCUCCGCCGGUGAGUUCCUCCGACAGUGAGGCCCCUGAAGCUGACCCAGCAGGUGGGAGCGACGCAGACGAGGACGAGGACGACCAGGGAGUCAUGGCCGUCACAGCCGUUACUGCCACAGCUGCCAGUGACAGGAUGGAAAGUGACUCGGAUUCUGAUAAGAGUAGUGACAACAGUGGCCUGAAACGGAAGACAUCAGCAUUGAAGAUGUCAAUGUCAGUCUCAAAACGAGCUCGAAAAGCCUCCAGCGAUCUGGAUGAGGCCAGUGUGUCUCCAUCUGCAGAGGACUCGGAGAGCUCAUCAGAGUCAGCAAAGACCAGUGACCAGGACUUCACCCCCGAGAAGAAAGCCGUGGUCCGAGCGCCACGACGGGGCCCUCUGGGAGGACGGAAGAAAAAGAAGGUGCCAUCAGCCUCUGACUCGGAAUCCAAAGCAGAUUCAGAUGGGGCUAAGGAGGAGCCAGUAGCCUUGGAGAGGUCAGCGUCUUCCUCCUCCUCUUCCCCCUCCUCCUCCGACUCGGAUGUGUCUGUCAAGAAGCCUCCACGUGGCAGAAAGCCAGUUGAGAAGCCUCCCCCAAAGCCCCGAGGGCGGAAACCAAAGCCUGAGCGGCCACCAUCCUCCUCCAGCAGUGACAGCGACAGUGACGAAGUGGACCGCAUCAGUGAAUGGAAGCGUCGGGAUGAGGAGCGGCGGCGGGAGCUGGAGGCGCGGCGGAGGCGUGAGCAGGAAGAGGAGCUGAGGCGGCUACGGGAGCAGGAGAAGGAGGAGAAGGAGCGGCGGCGUGCGGAGCGCGGGGACACUGAGUGUGGGGGCAGUGGCGGCAGCAGUGGAGAGGAGCUCAGGACGGAGGACGAGCCCCUCAGGAAGCGCGGCCGCCGGGCCCGGGGCCGUGGACCCCCAUCCUCCUCUGACUCAGAGCCAGAGGCCGACCCAGAGAGAGAGGCAAAGAAAGCGACCAAGAAGUUGCAACCGCAAAGCACAGACCCCCCGAGGAAACCCAGCCAGAAGGAGAAGAGAGGGCGGCCUGAGGAGAAGCCCAGAGCCAGGCCCAUGAAGGUAGAACGAACCCGAAAGCGGUCCGAAGGGUUCCAGUUAGACCGGAAGGUGGAGAAGAAGAAAGAACCUUCUGUGGAGGAGAAACUCCAGAAACUGCACAGUGAGAUCAAGUUUGCCCUCAAGGUUGACAACCCGGAUGUGAAGAGGUGUCUUAAUGCACUGGAAGAACUAGGGACCCUUCAGGUGACCUCUCAGAUUCUACAGAAGAACACAGAUGUGGUGGCCACACUGAAGAAGAUUCGCCGAUAUAAGGCCAACAAGGAUGUGAUGGAGAAGGCGGCAGAAGUCUACACUCGGCUCAAGUCACGGGUCCUGGGACCAAAGAUUGAGGCGAUCCARAAAGCGAACAAAACUGGAACAGAGAAGGAGAAGGCCGAGGCAGAGAAGGCUGAGGAGAAGCUGGCUGGGGAAGAGGCCCCCAAGGAGAAGGUGGAGGAGGAGCCCAGCACCGGUCUCUCAGCGCCUGUGAAUGGUGAGGCCAUGUCCCAGAAGGGGGAGAAUGUGGAGGACAAGGAGCAGGAGGACGGGCAGGACUCUGAGGAGGGCCUGAGACGUGGCUCCUCUGAAGAUCUGCACAACAACCUACGGGAGGGCCCCGAUCUGGACAGGCCUGGGAUCGAGGAGCAGGAGCACGAGAGGGCGCAGCUGGACUCGGAGUCCCUGGACGAGGAGAGCUGAGCCCAGCAGYCCUGGCCUUGGCCCAGCUCAGCCACAGUAGAGUCCUAGGCCUGCCCCGUCUCUUUCCCAGCCUCCCAUGAGAGCAGAGAACUUUUGGGGAAACGCUGUGCUGUUUGUAUUUGUCUCCUUGGGUUUUUUUCUGCCUAAUUUCUGUGAUUUCUGACCGACAUGAAAUGACUAUAAAGGGUUUUUUAAUG